CGGCCGGUCCGGUCCGGUCCGGUCCGGUCCGGUCCCGUCGGGCGGCCAUGGCCCCCGGGGCUUCGCCUCUCGCCCCUCUCUUGGUGCUGCUGAGCCUGGGGGGGCCCCAGCAGCCUCGGGGGGCCCCCGGGGACGGCGCCUGGACGUGGGGGCGUUUCUCGCGGCCUCGGGGCCUGGAGGAGCAGCGUGGAGCGCAGGGUACCUUCCCCGACGGCUUCCUCUGGGCGGUGGGCAGUGCCGCCUACCAGACGGAGGGCGGCUGGAGGCGGCACGGCAAGACCCCCUCGGUGUGGGACGCCUUCACCCACCGGGCCCAGGGCACCCCCACGGGGGACGUGUCCGGGGACGGCUACCACCACGUGGGGCGGGACGCCGAGGCCCUGCGGGCCCUGGGGGUCAGCCACUACCGCUUCUCCAUCUCCUGGGCCCGCGUCCUGCCCCGGGGUUUGGGCGGGAAACCCAACCGCCGGGGCCUGCGUUAUUACCGGCGCCUGCUGCGGAGGCUGGGCGAGCUGGGCGUGGAGCCGGUGGUCACCCUCAACCACUGGGACCUGCCCGCCGACCUGCAGGACGCCUACGGAGGCUGGGCCAGCCGGGCCGUGGGGGACAGGUUCCGCGACUACGCCGAGCUCUGCUUCCGACACUUCGGGGCCCGGGUCAAGUACUGGAUCACGCUGGACAACCCCUACGUGGUGGCCUGGCACGGCUACGCCACCGGACGGCUGGCCCCCGGGGUCCGAGGAGGUCGCCGGCUCGGCUACCAGGUGGCCCACAACCUGCUGCUGGCUCAUGCCAAAGUCUGGCACCUCUACAAUACUUCAUUUCGUCCUACUCAAGGAGGCCAAGUGUCCAUUGCACUUGGCUCCCAUUGGAUAAAUCCUCAAAACAUGACCGAGAGUGACAUCAGAGAGUGUCAAAAGUCCCUUGACUUUGUGCUGGGCUGGUUUGCUAAGCCCAUAUUUCUAGAUGGCGACUACCCCCAAAGCAUGAAGGAUAACCUCUCAUCUCUUCUGCCUGAUUUCACUGAAUCCGAGAAAAGGUUCAUCAAGGGCACGGCUGACUUUUUUGCUCUUUCCUUUGGACCAACUCUGAGUUUUCACCUCUUGGACUCUCAAAUGAAGUUCCAGCAGUUGGAAUCCCCAAGCCUGAGGCAGCUCCUUACCUGGAUAGACCUUGAAUAUAACCACCCCCAGAUAUUCAUUGUGGAGAAUGGCUGGUUCGUCUCUGGCAGUUCCCAGAGAGAUGAUGCCAAGUAUUUGUAUUAUCUCAAAAAUUUCAUUAUGGAAACCUUAAAAGCCAUCAGAUAUGACGCGGUCAAUGUCAUUGGGUACACUGCGUGGUCCCUCGUGGAUGGCUUCGAAUGGCACAGAGGAUACAGCAUUAGGCGUGGACUGUUCUACGUCGAUUUCCUGAGCCGCGAGAAGAAGUUGCUGCCCAAGUCUUCAGCCUUGUUCUACCAGAAGUUGAUCGAGAAAAAUGGCUUCCCCCCCUUACCUGAAAAUCAGCCCAUCGAGGGGACGUUUCCCUGCGGCUUUGCCUGGGGGACUGUUGACAACUACAUUCAAGUGGACACGACUCUUUCCCAGUUUACUGACCCAAACGUAUACCUGUGGGAUGUCCGCGAGAGCCAGAAACUUAUUAAAGUGGCCGGGGUUGUUACCCCGAAGCGGGAGCCGCACUGUGUGGACUUUGCUACCAUCCGACUCCAGAUCUCCUUACUUCAGGAAAUGCACAUAACUCAUUUUCUCUUCUCGUUGAAGUGGGACCUGAUUCUCCCCUUGGGCAACCAGUCUCAAGUCAACCAUACGAUGUUGCACUAUUACCGGUGUUUUGUUAGCGAACUGGCUCGGGUCAACAUCACGCCGGUGGUUGCUCUGUGGCAGUACACCCCGGAUCACCAAGGACUCCCCCUCCCCUUAGCCAAGCAGGGGGCCUGGGAGAACCCCCAGACCAUCCAGGCCUUCGUGGACUACGCCCGGCUCUGUUUUAGAGACCUCGGCCCCUACGUCAAAUUGUGGCUCACGAUGAAGGAACCUUUCCUGCAGAAUCUGACCUACCCCGCCGGGCAUAACCUGUUGAAAGCCCACGCGUUGGCCUGGCACGCGUACGACAGAUCAUUUAGAAGUUCCCAGAAGGGCCAGAUCUCCAUAGCCCUGGAAGCCAACUGGGUGGAGCCGGCUUGCCCUUUCUCCCAGAAAGACAGAGAGGUGACAGACCGCGUCCUGGAAUUUGGCAUCGGUUGGCUCGCCGAACCCAUCUUCGGCAGCGGUGACUACCCCCAGGCGAUGAGGAGGUGGCUGCACCGGCAAAACGACUUUCUCUUGCCUUACUUCACGGAAGAUGAGAAGAAGCUGAUCCGGGGAUCUUACGACUUCUUCGCCUUGAGCCACUACACGACCGUCCUGAUGAACUGGGAAAAAGAGAAUCCGGCCAAGUACGAUGCUUACCUAGAAGUGCAGCCCAUGAAAGACAUCACCUGGAUAAACUCCCCCAAAAUGGUGGCCGUGGUGCCCUGGGGGCUGCGCAAGGUCCUUAACUGGAUUAAAGGCAAAUACGGCGACAUCCCCAUCUACAUCACUUCCAAUGGCAUUGAUGAUGAUCCUCAUCUGAUGCAGGAUAAGCUGAGGGGGUAUUAUAUGCAGAAUUACAUCAAUGAAGCCUUAAAAGCCUACAUAUUGGAUGAUAUCAACCUCUGUGGCUACUUUUUUUAUUCGUUUAAUGACCGAACCUCUCCCUCGUACGGACUCUACCGUUACGCCGCUAAUCAAUAUGAGGCGAAGCCAUCCAUGAGACACUAUCGUAAAAUUAUUGACAGCAACGGCUUUCCAGGCCCCGGGACUCUGGGAAGGUUCUGCCCGGAAGAGCCAGAUCUGUGCACCGAAUGCAGCUUCUUCCAGACCCGAAAGUCCCUGCUGGCCUUCACCUCAUUCCUCCUUUUUGCUUGUAUCGUUACCAUUUCUCUGAUCAUUUACUACUCCAGGGCCACACCGACACCCCAGAAACUGAACCCCCCGGGGGGUGGAGGGAAAGACAAACGCCUGAGCGGGAUACUGCCCUGAUCUGUUUCUGCCUCUCCCAGGGCUUUUCAUGCUUCUCCUCUUGAUGUUCCCAGCUCCGAUUGUCAUUCGUUGUGGUCAGGCUGAAUUGUUUUCCUCCCCCGCCAACUCCCUUUGGUCGAGUUAUUUGCAAGUAGGCAAGAUGCCAAGCUCAUUAUUUGCAACAACAGGCAAAUUAUCAAGCAUCCUUUAGCCUGCCGUCAUCGGGGGUCGGUCUUCUUGGUAGAGGGCAGUGGCCCCCUGGGCUAAUAGUCCCCUCUUCUCUCCCCCUCACCCCCUGAAUUUUCAAAGCUGGUACCCAGAACUCUGGUCUGUGAACCAGAAGGCCACGGAGUGACAAGGUGCCCCCCAAUGGCUCUGGGAGCACUGAUCAGAAAGGGCCUGGGGUUAUUCUCAGACAAGCUCCAAUUGCCAUUAGAGCCUUUUGGAGCCUGCCAAGGCGUCCUCAUCCUAAGUAGGCUCGGCCAGAGCCAACCUAGGGUAACCGCACCCCAUCCGCCGUCAGUGACGAUAUUUAUCGAGCAGCUACUGGGUUCAAUGCCCUGUACUAAGCGUUUGGGGAAAGCAGAACGGAGCACAGGAUACGUUCUCGGCUCGCAGGGAGCUGCUGCGCUGAUGGAGCUUAAAUUAAUCUGCCUCGAGACAGGCCAGUCACUUAGUCCUACUGAAAUCCAGCUCAUAGUGUGGGCCUCCCCCAAGAUUGCCUCCUGUGGGGAAGGAGGCCUCUUAGUGGAGGUCGUGGGUUGGUUUGUGACGCAAGCGUAUUCAGCAUUCACUGGAUUCACUGGAAAAUUCAGGGGUGCGAAGUGUGCUCUUGUGGCGUAGACAACAUUGGAGAGGGGAAAGAAGGCAGAACUGGUUCUGAAGUCUGGAAGGCUGGAUCCUUCCCUCAUUCCUCUGAGGGUUUGGGAAUGCUAGCCACUAGCGUGGGAGCGGGCAAAGCCUCUUGCGCUACUUCAAGUUGAUCACUGUCUACACCCCCAGUUACUGGAAAGCUCUUUUUGUGCUGUUACGUAUUUUAUUGCGACACAGAUGGUUUUGUUCAUAUUUUUAAAUCUUUGAUGUUUUCAGAAGAGUGGAAUUCAUGCCAGUUUUAAGAGGAAUUUUUACCGCUACUGUAUUUUGCCUCAGAUUUUUUUUAGUUUGUCUUUUAAAGCCUCAUCAGUGAACAAGCCUGAUAUUAGAUCAUUAAAAGAUGCUCUUGCUUUGGCCAUA
Ornithorhynchus anatinus (platypus) is the source of this 4271-nucleotide messenger RNA. RefSeq names its product klotho (gene KL). Gene Ontology annotation, molecular function: hydrolase activity, hydrolyzing O-glycosyl compounds. Gene Ontology annotation, biological process: carbohydrate metabolic process. The record is from RefSeq and is a predicted model, not a curated record. Bases 48 to 3059 code for a protein of 1003 amino acids. NCBI's taxonomy places the organism in Eukaryota, Metazoa, Chordata, Mammalia, Monotremata, Ornithorhynchidae. The transcript is spliced from 5 exons.